CACUCCUCCCCCUCCAUCUCUAUUUUCUCUCCUCUCAUCCCUCCUCCUUCCUCCCCUUCCUCCUCUUCCUCCCUCCCUCCUCUUCCUCCCUGUUAUCAGAUGAGUCAGUGUGUGUCCGUGUGUGUGUUCAGUCAGUAGCGUGAUGGCGUCUCUCAGCCUCCUGCUGCUCAGCACCGCGCUGAUCCACACCGCUCAGCCUCUACCUGCAGCUCGUGGCGGAGGGCGUGGCCUGGAUGUGUCAGUGGGUGGGAUCAGACGCCAGCGCAGAGACCUCCGUAACCUGCUGCCUUAUGAGGACCAGGUGUUGUCAUAUCCUGCUUCCCAGGGGGGAGGCGGGGCCAACAACCUGUACUACCAAUCAGAUGACUGGAGGGGGCGGGGCCUGGACCAGGCUCUCCAGCGAUUGGUGGAAAGGGACCAGAGGCGGGAGCAGGAAGAGGAGCAGCGAGCAGCAUACUUGGCAGCUUUGCUCCGCCUACUGAGCGAGGCAGAGAGCGCAGGAUUGGUUGGCCCAGGUGACGUUGAGGUGGUAGAGGAGGAGGAGGAUGAAGAGGAGGAUCAGGGGCCACCAGGAGACUUCCAGGGCCCGGCCCCCGCGGACUACGAUGAGACAGGACGGGGGCUGAACAUGGGGAGGCCCCCCGCUGCCUGGUGGGGCCUCCUGGAGCCCCAGCUGGCUCAGGCGCUGCUGGACAGGAUGGAGCCUCAGCUGGCUCAGACUCUGCUGGAGAGGGCCCGACAGGAGCGCCUUCAACAGGCCGGACGAGUUCCAUCAGGACUGAACCGAGGAGGCGACCAGGACGCUCUGAGACGUCUGGUUGCUAGGUUACUGUCUAGCAUUGGCCCUAACGACACCCCGGUGAUCUCCUCUGGUCGCCGUACGAGGAGGGACGUGUCCAUUGCAGCACCUGAACCUGCUAGCUCCGCCCACAGGAGAACCCGCCGCUCCCUUGAUGAUGUGGCUCCUCCCUCACCUAGCAACGACCCACCUCUGCUCAGAGUGAAAAGGCUGGAGGACGAAGAGGAGGAGGAAGAGGAGAAGCUCAGCCCCCCCGCUGCCGGGCUGCAGAGGAUGAAACGCAUCAAUACCAUGGCAACACCUGAUGUGGAAGAACUGAAUCAUGGGAGUCGUAGGCGCCGGAGGAGAGCUGUGGCGAACUACGACCCCCAAAUACUGAUCGAUCAGAUCCUGGAGUACAUGAGAGAGUAAGAGGAGGAGAGGAGAGGAGAGGAGAGGAGAGGAGAGGAGAGGAGGAAGAGCAGGAGGGGAAAGAGGACAGGAUAGGGGUUGAGGAGAGGAGAGGAGAGGAGAGGAGAGGAGAGGAGAGGAGAGGAGAGGAGGUGAGGAAGAGGAGGUGAGGAAGAGGAGGAAGUGUAUUUCAUCAUUGUCUUUCAGGAUUUUUUAUUUCCUGUAUUUUUUAAAUGUUUUGCUGCUUUUGGUGAAAAAUCGUCUCUGAUCAGUCGUUUGUUGUUAAAAUGAGAAGAAAUGAAAAAGUGAUGGAGGAAAUUUAAUUUAUAAAAUCUGUCAUGUCCUUAAAAAAGUCUUUUAAAUGUCCUGCAGAGGGCGGCGUCAUUCUGCUUUUUAUUUAACCCCUUCAUCUCCACUUCAGUGAUGAAAUAUAUUCAUGAAACAGCUCAGUCAUUAUUAAUUAAUAUAAAAGUAAACAAUCAACUUGAUUUCAUGUGAAAAAGAAGAGCGGCUCUGAAUCAUCCAAAGAUUUUAUCGACUGAACGUGUGACAGAAUAAUCAGAGAGAAGUUUAACUGCUUUAAACUCAGCGGGUCAUUAAAAUAAAGCUUUAACAAAUGACGUUUGUUCACACUAAUGAUGAGAUGAAACCGGCUCUGUCUGCAACACGCAGCUCAACAUAAUAUCAGUUCAUAUUUACCGUAAAACUUCUAUUAAAAGCCCAGGCUAUCAUUUGCUUAAAUCACUGAAAUCAACAGGCCUAUAUUUGAGACAGGCCUUUAAUUCCUUUCACACAAAACUUUUGCUACAAUCAAACUGUUUAUUUGAACUAAAAUGAAUAUGACUUGUUUAUAAAUAAGGCUUUGAAUAACAUUUUAAUUAUUAUAUUAUAUAAAUCAUUACAUUUUUUUUACAGCACCCAGCAUAACAACACAACACUACUUUAUCCUGUUAAAACAAUGCUCUUAACUUGGAUUAAUGUUUAUGAAAAAUCUUGAUUCUUUUGAUCAGUGGACCCUUACCGACUACAGAAAUAUAAAUAACUUAGCGGGAAAUAAAGGAAUGGACACAUAUUCUGACUUUAUGACCCCUACAGAAGAAGGCAGUCACCAUUUCUUUUUCCAUCCCCGUUGUUAAACAUGCAUCUAAAUCUGAAUGGUUUCAGUUAAGUAAACUGAAUGAUUGAAUUGUAAAGAAUCUGACCAAGCUAAUGAUGCGUAGCAUCUCUGUACUGACAACAGUUUAAACAUUCAUAUUUGUAUGUGCAAUCAAAGCAGCUCAGUAACAUUAGCUCAGGUGGCCAACAGCCUGUUUUAUACAUCCAAAGAACUUCUAUAAAAAUGAGCAGGCCUCUGAUGGAGACAGGCCUUUAUUUGUCGACACGUGUAGCAGCACCGGGCUCGUUACAGUGACUGGGCCUUCAAUUGAAGUUUUACAGUAUUUGGGUUUAAGUGAAGAUUUUCUUCCAGAGAAACUCUUUAACGAACAGUCUGAACUCUGUUUAAAAUAUUAGAACCUAAUUAUGUUUUUGUUGUUGUUUGUUUUGUGGGAAACUUUUUCGGAAAUGACAUAUUUGCCUUAAUCUGGUCUGUGGAGAGGCUUUUAACACUACACUACACUACCCACAAUCCUCAGCAGCUGUUCCAAAUGCCAAAAAUAAUCACUUUAACUUUUUUGCAUUUUUUUUCCAUCAGUUUUACAAAGAUCCAACUGUAACAUCAAAACCCAGCAGCUGACCCGCAGCACAGUCUGAAGCUCUCUGACUGGUUGUUUCUGACAGCAGUGCUCUCUGGGACUUGUAGUU
Molecule: messenger RNA, 2992 nt
Organism: Epinephelus fuscoguttatus (brown-marbled grouper)
Lineage: Eukaryota; Metazoa; Chordata; Actinopteri; Perciformes; Serranidae
Gene: pcsk1nl
Product: proprotein convertase subtilisin/kexin type 1 inhibitor, like
Exons: 5
Coding region: 143-1210 (355 amino acids)
Biological process (GO): negative regulation of endopeptidase activity
Molecular function (GO): endopeptidase inhibitor activity
Source: RefSeq, a predicted model, not a curated record